AUGCCCGAGUCCCGUCCGAGAAAGAGUCCAGCGCGGUCGCGCAAGGGGUGUCCGGAAUGCCGAGAACGCAAAAUAAAAUGUGACGAAACUCGGCCCAAGUGCAAGCAAUGCCUCAAAAGUGGGCGUAGCUGUCGCAUCAUCGACGGACUCUUCCGGCCGCAUUCCCUUUCGAUUCCAACAACAACCAAGUCGCCAUCCCGUCUGCAAAGGUCUCCAAGGCCGACGCAGGAAGAUAAUUAUUCUCCGACCUUUGCAACUCCAUGCGCAGAGGUCAAUCGAAGCCAGGACCGUCCCACAACACCAGCAACAGCUCACGAUCACGUAUCGACGGCCUCGCUGGCAAGGGAAAAGGGAUUGGUUCCAAUUGGAGGCUUACUGGAGCAUUUUUCACCGCCAGGUACACUCCAUGUCACCGUUGAUACGCCCCCAGUUUCAUCUUUGCACUCUCCAAACUUGCCUAUCACUGCCAGUCCAGCCGUGACGCAGGACUAUUCAACGGUAGUCGAAAACACUCCUCGGCCAAAUCCUGCCAUUGUCGCUCCUAUAGCAGAGGAAACCCAUCAUGAUCGCGUCGAGGUUGCAUUUUUCCUCCGUCACUUUGCAGAUCUCGGCGGGCAAUGGAUGGACAUUUGUACUGGACAGCGGUCCUAUUUUAGUCAAUACAUCAUCCAGCUGUCAAGCCAGAGCCCUCUCAUCCGCUACUCUGCCUGCGCUAUGGCUGCGAAACAACUUGGUCAGAUGAAAGACUUGAAUCAAGCGACAGAGGUGACCCGUCGAUCCAGCAUUUCCGCAUCUAGUAUGCUCCGGUCGAGCAUCGAUUUUGAGUGGUAUGGAGCGAAGUAUUACGAGAAGGCGAUUUUACUGAUGGCCCGUCAAAUUUCACAUGACCAUUCCAUCGUCGAAAAUCACUUGUCACCCGGUGAGAUCUACUGCUCCCCUGGAAGCGAUAGUAAUCACCUUGACGAUCAUGAAACGACAUCAUCUGCAUUUCGAAUCGUCGCAGCGUGUAUUCUGAGCUCCUACGAGGAGCUUAAUGCAACAAUGCGGGCUUGGACAAGCCAUCUGGAUGGCAUCAGCAAAUUAUUCCGCCCACACUUGGAGCUCGCGGUUGAUCUAGAUAACUUUUAUCGAGUACCUCAAUCGCUACGGGCGUUGAAGGCAUCGUUCUGGUAUUUUGCUUUAAAUGAUAUGCUGAAUAGCUUGACUCUGCAUCAGGAAUGUCGUAUUAACGUCGAGAAUAUCUCUCUUUGGCAAGGAAUGGGUCUGCCCCUCGGACAACAUGGAGAGCUAGCACUGAAUCUUAUCAACGAGGCGCCGGUAGAAACAAUAUAUUUCAGCAUGCUCGUUUACAUCCUAUGCAAGAUAGUGAAUAAGGUCAACAGGAACAGCACACCUUCAAGUUGGGACAGCGUCGAUACAGAUCUAAACCAGUGGUAUAAGGCCCUACCACCGGAAUUUCUUUGCCCGAUCACACAACCCCUCUCAACGAUAGCACAAGAGUCGCAAGAGCCACCGGAGACGUGGUUUGGCUCGGAUACCUGUGCCAUCGCUAUGGCAUUCUAUCACAUGGCACGAAUCCUUCAACUGAUCAAUGAGCCCCAAAAGUGCGAUCCGGUAGCGUCUUAUAAGCCGCGUGACCUACUCAGUACCUACAAUGCACUCCAACGCGGUUUGACUCAUCAUUCAGGUCAGAUUCUCUCUAUAGCGAGUGGGAUGACCGGGGUGACGGUGCAAAAGUAUAUGCUCCAACCACUCUACAUCGCUGGACGAUGUGUGUCCUCGGAGGAAAGACGGCAUGUCGUGGAUCGUUUGCGUCGAAUCGAGGAGUCUCUUGGCUUGGCUACUGAAUACCGUGUCAGAGACUUGGGUGAAGAAUGGGGUAUUUCUUCGAGUUAUGACUGGCUGUCUGCAGGUAAAUAA
Penicillium manginii is the source of this 1920-nucleotide messenger RNA. Its product is annotated as Zn(II)2Cys6 transcription factor. NCBI's taxonomy places the organism in Eukaryota, Fungi, Ascomycota, Eurotiomycetes, Eurotiales, Aspergillaceae. The transcript has 4 exons. Gene Ontology annotation, biological process: positive regulation of transcription by RNA polymerase II. Gene Ontology annotation, cellular component: nucleus. Bases 1 to 1920 code for a protein of 639 amino acids. The record is from RefSeq and is a predicted model, not a curated record. Gene Ontology annotation, molecular function: transcription cis-regulatory region binding; zinc ion binding; DNA-binding transcription factor activity, RNA polymerase II-specific.